Messenger RNA from Dendrobium catenatum, 1798 nucleotides. RefSeq names its product monothiol glutaredoxin-S11. Bases 167 to 1642 code for a protein of 491 amino acids. The transcript has 3 exons. NCBI's taxonomy places the organism in Eukaryota, Viridiplantae, Streptophyta, Magnoliopsida, Asparagales, Orchidaceae. The record is from RefSeq and is a predicted model, not a curated record.
AGUCUGCGUCACCGCUAUCCCGUGCCCUCACCAGCAUCUUUUUCGAACCUGUCUACUUCCGCCGCCCUUCACUUAUAUGCUCUUACUGGCAAAUCCUCCGUCCAAAUAAGCUACUUGUCUACGAAGAGAGGCGGCUCGCAGGGAGAAGAGGAGGAAGAUAAAGGAUAUGGGAGUCGUGAAGGACGUGCAGUCAAAGGCCGAGCUGAGCGAAGCGCUUGCCGGAGGUGCGCCGGCGGCCAUCCACUUCUGGGCUUCAUGGUGCGAGGCUUCGAAGCAGAUGGAUCAAGUUUUCUCCCAUCUUUGCACCGAUUUCCCACACGUUCUCUUCCUACGUGUUGAGGCAGAAGAGCAACCAGAGAUUUCUGAUGCUUAUGCAGUUUCUGCUGUUCCAUACUUCGUCUUCUGCAAGGAUGGAAAAGCUUCUGAUACAUUGGAGGGUGCAAAUCCAGCAGUUUUGGCUAAUAAAGUUGCAAAAAUUGCUGGAACUAUUGAUAAUGUAGAAUCAGCUGCGCCUGCAAGCCUUGGGAUGGCUGCAGGUCCUACAGUUCUUGAAACAGUUAAAGAUUUGGCAAGGCAAAAUGGCUCUUCGAAAACUGAAACAAAAAUUUCAGUCCCGACUGAAAAUUUGACCAAACGAUUACAACAGCUUGUUAAUUCUCAUCACGUUUUUCUGUUUAUGAAAGGAAAUCCAGAGCAACCCAAGUGCAAGUUUAGCCGGAGGGUGGUUGAAAUUUUGAAGAAUGAAGGGGUUGAAUUUGGAAGUUUUGAUAUACUAUUAGAUGACGAUGUCCGUGAGGGCAUGAAGAAGUUCUCCAACUGGCCAACUUUCCCUCAACUCUACUGCAAGGGUGAACUUCUUGGUGGUUGUGAUAUUGUAGUUGCCAUGCAUGAAAGUGGAGAAUUGAAGGAUGUGUUUCGAGACCAAGGAAUCCUUUUUAUUUCAAAGGAGAACAUACCAUCUUCUGCAGCUCAGGGAUCUGGAAAAGGUGGAACAGCUGGCUCCACAACUCUUAGUACUGCUUUAGCUUCCCGACUGGGAACUCUCAUAAAUUCAAGUCCUGUUGUACUGUUCAUGAAAGGAAAACCUGAUGAGCCUAAGUGUGGUUUUAGUAGCAAGGUUGUUGAUCUCCUCAAGCAGGAGAAGAUUGAGUUUCAGAGCUUCGAUGUGCUUUCCGAUGACGAAAUAAGGCAGGGUCUGAAAACAUUUUCCAACUGGUCUAGCUUUCCCCAGCUUUACAUAAAAGGUGAGCUAAUUGGAGGAUCUGAUGUAGUUCUUGAGAUGCAUAAGAGUGGAGGGUUAAAGAAAAUUCUUGCAGAGAAAGGUAUUAUCCAGGAAGAAAAACUCGAGGAUCGCUUAAAGAAUCUGAUCUCAUCAUCCCCGGUGAUGCUUUUCAUGAAGGGUAAACCUGAUGCUCCUUGCUGUGGCUUCAGUUCAAAGGUUGUUAAUGCUCUUCGUGAGGAAGGAAUCAGUUUCGGGUCCUUUGAUAUUCUAUCUGAUGAAGAAGUUAGACAAGGAUUAAAAACUUAUUCAAACUGGCCAACUUUUCCUCAACUAUACUACCAAGGUGAUUUGAUUGGUGGCUGUGAUAUUGUCUUAGAAUUGAGCAAAACUGGGGAGCUUAAAGCUACUCUUUCUGAGUAAAGGUAUUUGUUUUGUCUAGCAAAUAUUUCUUUCUUGUAGUUCUGGAACCCAAUAUCAUAGGGCUGUUCUGAUAAAAUUGAUGUGUUUGACUAUUAAAGAAGGACUUUUUUAUCUCACCAUGUGGGAGUAUGCUUAUGGAUUCGUGAUUAUGGAACA